Messenger RNA from Linum trigynum, 721 nucleotides. NCBI's taxonomy places the organism in Eukaryota, Viridiplantae, Streptophyta, Magnoliopsida, Malpighiales, Linaceae. The record is from the annotation of a GenBank genome assembly.
CGGCCGUCGUAUGAACUAGGAAGUGGCCGUGGCAGGUGAGGGGAGAGAGGGAGAGCGGAUUUGCUCUUACUUAGUACCGGCGGCGGAGCUGCAGAUGCUGACGGCUGAGAUGAAGGAGAUCCGGAAGUCCUUCGAAACGGGCCCGGCCCAGGUCGAGAAGAUGUGCGGCAACGCGCUCGGGAUGGUGGUGAACAUGACGGACACGGACAUCGCAGCUAACGGCGUCAGCAGGGAGGAAGAGGAGAGGAAGAGUAGUAACGGGGUGUGGCCGGAGUGGAUGAAGGCCGGGGACAGGAGGCUGCUGCAGGCGUCGACGGUGACGCCGGACGUGGUGGUGGCGGCGGACGAGAGCAGGAAGUAUAGGAAGGUGGCGGAGGCGCCGAAGAAGAGCAGUGAGAGGUACGGGCUCGAAUUGUAUGGGAAAGGGAGAAGGGUUUGUGGCUGAGCUAAGCUUAGCCAAGCCAGUAGACUGUAGAAGGGUUUUUUCUUUUGAGCGGGCACCACAAUUCAAAAAUCAAAACCUAGAAAUUUGGAUUUAGAUUUUAGGAGGAUCCUAAAAACUAAUGUAUUUAAACCAAGGUUGUCAACCCGCGGGUUGACUCGGACCCGGUUGAAUUAGUGGGUCAAGGGUUAAUGGGUCACCCAUUUUAGUCCGGUUUAGCCCGGAAAUAUGGAAAGCGUCAUUAUAUUGUAUUUAUCCUGAUAAAUUAUAUAAAAUCUC